AUGGGCCCGACUCCAUCAUCCACCAGCAUGCCACCAGCCACAGCGUCCGCGGACCCCACUGCCGCCGGCGCGCAGCCUGUCACGAUGAAUGGCGCAUCAUCAGCAACUCCGCUGACUGCUCCUGUCUGCUAUCUGACCGACAAGCUCUCGUCGGAAGUCCGGAUUCGCAUCUACGAGUACAUAUUUUCAGGCGCCCGCGCGCGGCGAAUUGAGCCUGCCCGAAGAGCCACUCUCGGCGAGCACAGGCAGAAAUCAUCACUUGUGCCUCGCUCAGACUCCUCUAGGCAUCGACUCUUUCCCUCACACUCCUGUAGAUAUCUACUUCAGGCUGGCGAGAAGCGCGUCUCGACCAACAUCUUUGCGGUCAGCAAAUUGAUCCACAAUGAGUCGAUCGAGUCGUUCUACAACACAACCAUCAUCUCGGCCACCUGGGAGGAAUUUCAUCUUCUUCUUACCCUUGGCUAUCCACGCAGUCUCAUUCGCAACAUCGAGAUCGUGUCCUGCAACAGCCAGCCUGGCUUUGGCGGCUACGUUCAUUAUCUUCUCUCGGAGGCUCGGAACAUUGCCGCGACUCAAGACAUUUACUAUCUGGAGCGAUGGCUCCACGGGCAGUUUGAUGGCAUUCGGUUUACGCAUCAGAAGAUCCUACGGAUGUGGCCAGAGGUCAUCAACACACCUGAAGGCUAUGACGCUCUCCGUGAAGUCGGGAUCCUGCUACAAGAGAGCAUGGUCGGUGGAAUGUUUAGUAAUCUCGCGGCGUGGGGAGCCCAUACUUCUUUCAGACUCUGGGUGGGACUGCUACAGCAGUUAUCUGACCACUGGUGUCGUGGAUACUUUCCGCCCUAUCAGAGUAUCUUCAGUUUCGUAUCCUUCUCGCAGACUUGGGUGGGCAAAAGAAUGACGUUGCCCAAGGGCUUUCAAAUGCACAAGUUGGGACCUUCCAAUCAUCCUCGGCUGCUUGAGGAUUUCACUGAGAUGCUAUCAGUUCACACUCAGAGCUACAAACUGCAUUUUAGAGGUGAAGAUGAACGCGAAGUAUACUCAGAGAUUCGGCGUCCCCAGUGGGAGGAACUGGGUGAUGAGAGUGAGUUGAAGUACGAAGCCUAUCAUCAGGGCAAGCAACACAAGGAAGUCGUUGCGCUCAUGAUGAGGGAUCCCAUCCAUGAAAAAAUACUUAUCCCAUGGUAUACCAUGCAGGACGCGCUGCUCAGCGUGGCCACGGUCGAGGUCGUACACGGCAAGCAAAAAAUCGACAGUGCCUCAAAAGAAGACAUGCAUGCCAUGUUCAGCCUGCACUAUGCGAUGGGUCUAGCUAAUUCGUCUGACGACUUCAUUGGAGACGAAAAGAUCGCUCAUGAGGAGUGGUCUGAAAAGCUGUUGAGGCGCUAUUUCCACGUGGCCCGAAUUGCGCGAGCAGACCUGCUUGAUCGAGUACCUCUUCGAGUGUUACGCGUCGCACUCAACUUCACGUUUGCGGUUUCGGCAAUUGUCGAUUCGCCACCUUUAAAUGCUCCGGAAGGACCCCGGGAGCAGGAAGCAUACGAUCGGACAGGCGAUGACAUGCAAGGCCGGGGAGAUGGGCUAGAUGGCGCUUUUCUAGAAGCGCUGGAAGAGUAUGGUGAUGGUAACUCCGCUGUCAAAAAGCUCAGUAUUGAGGAGGGCCUGCUUCUCGCCCGAGAACCAGACAACGUGGACUAUGAUGCCGACGACAUCGUCCCAGACGAGCUUGAUGCGCGGUUGUACAUGCCUUUCGUCCGUGGCUCUGGACGACACAUCCGCGCGGCGUGGGACAUGCUGUAUCCGGAGAUCGUGAAAUCGUGA
Messenger RNA from Ramularia collo-cygni, 1821 nucleotides. RefSeq lists its product as uncharacterized. Bases 1 to 1821 code for a protein of 606 amino acids. The transcript has 2 exons. NCBI's taxonomy places the organism in Eukaryota, Fungi, Ascomycota, Dothideomycetes, Mycosphaerellales, Mycosphaerellaceae. The record is from RefSeq and is a predicted model, not a curated record.